AUGAGUGCCCAUGUCGUUGUGAUCGACGCGACGGCCAGGCGGGCAACCAUCAAGACCACCCCCGCCAAACACUUGACGGAUAUCUUACAUGAAGCUUGCUCGAAGCUUGGUUAUAACUCAAGUCAAUAUGGAUUAAAACACAAUCGCAAACAGCUCGACCUUUCUUUAUCCUUCCGUCUAUCCGGCCUCAGCUCUGGUGCAAAGCUGGAACUAGUACAGGCAUCUCGUUCCCCUUCUGUCGUUACUGUCGGCUUGCAGCUUCCCGAGUCCGAGGUUCGUGGGGCCCCGAAUGGCCGUAUACUUGACAAAUUCCCGAGUUCGACCACACUUUGGCUAGUACUGCGCAAGUUCGAGGCAGGUGUGGCAGGCAGUGGCCAAGCACGGAACCUUACUUCUCGUGCGGUGCCCUCUACAGACGGUUCAUCGGGUGCUGGGCGUCUGUACUAUGAAAUUCCGGUGCUCCAAAUAAUGGAGCGUGAAGUCUCAAGCUUCACAGACUUACAGAAGACACUAGCCCAGCUAGGAUAUAACAGUGGAAAUGUGCUCAUUCGACUCAGUUUCCGACGAACUGAACAACCCAUCGAAGAAGCAAUGGUCCAGAUUGGCGAGUUCUUCAAGUCUGAGGACGAGACCCCUCCAACACAAGACGCAAGCACCGCGCCCCCGGUGGUUCCCACCGAGGCCAAAGUGGAUGGCUCUGCCCAACAGUCAUCUGAUGAACCCCCGCCUGAGCCCUUGGGCGUUCUUGCGGCCUCAUCGGAGCCAGUUGCUUCUCCCCCAACUGCCCUUGCCCCGACCACUUCCACAUCUGAAUCUGAAUCUGGUCGAAAUAUCACAGUCUUCUCACCUCCCUCGGAGAGCACACCUUCAUCGGCGCAACUAGCGUAUAACGAGAAUGACUAUUUGCCCUCCAUCGAACACGCACAACUGCACCAGCGACUGCUCAACGAAUCAUCUCGUAAUCAGCGCUUGCCCACCCACGCAGAGAUGGCUGCCAAAGCAAAGGCAGAUGAGGCAAAACAAGCAGCAAUCCGUGAGGUCGAUGUUAAACUCCGCUUCCCCGACCAAAGCCAGGUGGUGGCCAAAUUCGGGGCACUGGACACUGGAUACUCGCUCUAUGAAUUCGUGCGGAGCUGCCUUUCUCCUGCAUUUGCGAAACAAGAAUUCCACUUAACCGUUCAUACUGCAUCGCGCUUCCAGCACACAAGCGCAAUCCCCUCAUCAGAUAAGAAGCUGUUGAUCAAAGAUAUCAAGCUGGUCGGCCGUGUGCUGAUCAACUUUUCCUGGGCUGAUAAUGUGGCCUCUUUUGUGCAUGAACGUCGAUCAGAGACACUUCGCCCAGAACUUCGGAGCCAGGCCCAACAGCUGAAGGUGGAACAGCCACCGGAGCCCAAAGAAGAGGAGACGGUUGCUCCGCAGCCUGGACCGAGCGGCGCUUCCGACAACGCAAAGCCCAGCAGUACGCGGAAGCCUGGUGCCAUGCCUAAAUGGCUGAAGCUAGGCAAGAAAUGA
Molecule: messenger RNA, 1512 nt
Organism: Penicillium salamii
Lineage: Eukaryota; Fungi; Ascomycota; Eurotiomycetes; Eurotiales; Aspergillaceae
Source: the annotation of a GenBank genome assembly